UGACAGGGAGUUGUGUGAUGAGAGAGAGAGAAAUAAUUGAAAUAUAGAGGGUGUUUGUUUGACUUAUGUGGUGAUUUCUUUCUCAAUAAAAGAAGCAAAUAGAUACCCAAAUGAAUUAAAAUCUCUCUCAUCUUCUCAAAAUCCCAUUUUUUUAGAGAGAGAAAUGGGAAGAACUCCAUGCUGUGACAAAGCUAAUGUGAAGAAAGGGCCAUGGUCCCCUGAAGAAGAUGCAAAGCUUAAAGAUUAUAUUCAGAAACAUGGAACUGGAGGCAAUUGGAUCUCUCUCCCACAAAAAUCUGGAUUGAAGAGAUGUGGGAAAAGUUGCAGAUUGAGGUGGCUGAAUUAUCUGAGGCCUGAUAUCAAACAUGGAGAUUUCUCUGAGGAAGAAGAUGCAUUAAUUUGCAAUCUCUUUGCCACCAUUGGAAGCAGAUGGUCAGUAAUUGCAGCACAAUUACCGGGAAGAACAGACAACGACAUAAAGAACUACUGGAACACGAAAUUGAAGAAGAAACUAAUGAGCAUAAACAACACCAACAUCAUCCCUCCAAGCCAUCAAAUAAAAAAUCCUCCAUUUCUUCAUCAACAUUCCUCAACAAAUUCCUCCUCCCCUUCCUCUUCCUCACCAUCCUCAUAUUCAUACUCAUAUUCAUACUCAGAUCAAAGCAGCCCCAUCUGGUCCUUCUCCAAUUUAGACCCCAUGAUCUCAAUAUUCUCCCCCAACAACAAUAACAACAACAAUAAUCUUGUAAACCCCACAACCCCAUUAUUGUUCCCUCAAGAUCAAGCAAGGUUCAACAUGAUUAGCCCCAUGGUUCAGGCCAGCUGCAGCUCCAAUUCAGAUGGCUCAGGUGAGAACCAGUCCUACCAAGAACCGCCAUUGUUGGAUUAUGGGCUUGAAGAAAUCAAGCAGCUCAUUACUUCUACUGCCUGCACCAAUUUCUUUUUUGAUGAUCAAACUACUUGAAGCUACAAUGGUUGGAAAUUUUUCUCUUCUGGAGGGUGUUGUGGUUUUUUGACUGUAAAUGAUAGAAAAGUUUGCCUUUUUUUGGGGGGUUCUUUCUUAUUUGUAUUUUGUCUUAGGGAAAUGGUGUAUAUGUUGGGAGUAGAGUACUUAAUCCAUUUUGUUAAUAAUCAUCAUGAUCAACACUGAUUUUUAUCUUGUUAUUAUAUAUUAGUUUUUGUUGGCUGGGUAA
Molecule: messenger RNA, 1193 nt
Organism: Momordica charantia (bitter melon)
Lineage: Eukaryota; Viridiplantae; Streptophyta; Magnoliopsida; Cucurbitales; Cucurbitaceae
Gene: RAX2
Product: Duplicated homeodomain-like superfamily protein
Source: RefSeq, a predicted model, not a curated record